GGAGGGUACCGAGCCCCGGCGCCAGAGGCAAAGCGGGGCCGGGUACCCGGGGCGGGAGCUCUCACGGCUGCGGGCGGUCCAGCCAGGUGAGAUGCGGCGGCUGCUGCUGCUGUGGCUCUGGGGGCCGCUCGGUGCCCUAGCCCAGGGCGCCCCAGCAGGGACAGCUCGGGCCGAGGACGUGGGGGUCUUGGAGUUUUCCACCGAGCAGCCGCUCCAUCGCGUGAGUCCCUCGUUCCUGUCUGUCACCAUCGACGCCAACCUGGCCACCGACCCGCGGUUCCUCACCUUCCUGGGCUCUCCAAGGCUUCGCACUUUAGCCCGAGGUUUAUCUCCUGCGUACUUGAGAUUUGGCGGUACCAAGACUGACUUCCUUAUUUUUGAUCCCAAGAAGGAACCAACUUUUGAAGAAAGAAGUUACUGGCAAUCUCAAGUCAACCGCGAUGUUUGCCGAUCUGAGCCCGUCUCUCCUGGCGUGGUGAGGAGACUCCAGGAGGAAUGGCCCUUUGUGGAGCUGUUGCUCCUCAAAGAACAGUACCAAAGAGAGUUCAAGAACAGCACCUACUCAAGAAGCUCAGUAGACAUGCUGUACAGUUUUGCAAAGUGCUCGGGGUUAGACCUGAUCUUUGGUCUGAAUGCAUUGCUAAGAACUCCAGACUUACGGUGGAACAGCUCCAAUGCUCAGCUGCUGCUGGAAUACUGCGCUUCCAAGGGCUACAACAUCUCCUGGGAAUUGGGCAACGAGCCCAACAGUUUCUGGAAGAAAGGUCACAUUUUCAUCGAUGGGUUGCAGUUAGGGGAAGAUUUUGUUGAGUUUCGUAAGCUUCUACAAAAGUCGGCUUUCAAAAAUGCAAAACUCUAUGGUCCUGAUGUUGGUCAGCCUCGAGGGAAGACCGUUAAGAUGCUAAGAAGUUUCCUGAAGGCUGGCGGAGAAGUGAUCAACGCUGUCACGUGGCAUCACUACUACUUGAACGGACGCAUUGCCACCAAAGAAGAUUUUCUGAGCUCUGAUGUGCUGGACACCUUUAUUUUAUCUGUGAAAAAAGUUCUAAAGGUGACCAAAGAAAUGAGACCUGGCAAAAAGGUCUGGUUGGGAGAAACAAGCUCUGCCUACGGCGGUGGCGCCCCCUCGCUGUCCAACACCUUUGCCGCUGGCUUUAUGUGGCUGGAUAAGUUGGGCAUCUCAGCCCAGAUGGGCAUAGAAGUGGUGAUGAGACAGGUGUUCUUCGGAGCAGGCAACUACCACUUAGUGGAUGAAAACUUCGAGCCUUUACCUGACUACUGGUUAUCUCUCCUGUUCAAGAAGCUGGUGGGUCCCCAGGUGCUCACGGUGCGAGUGAAAGGCCUAGACAGAAGCAAACUUCGAGUGUAUCUCCACUGCACAAACACCCAACACCCAAGGUAUCAGGAUGGGGAUUUAACUCUGUAUGCCUUGAACCUCCAUAAUGUCACCAAGCAUGUGAAGUUGCCACAUCAACUGCUUAACAAGUCGGUGGACAAGUACCUUCUAAAGCCGUUUGGACCUGAUGGGUUACUUUCUAAAUCUGUCCAGCUGAAUGGAGAAACCCUGAAGAUGGUGGAUGACCAGACCCUACCAGCUUUAACAGAGAAACCUCUCCGCCCAGGAAGCUCACUAGGCAUGCCUGCCUUUUCCUAUGGGUUUUUUGUCAUAAGAAAUGCCAAAAUUGCUGCUUGUUUAUGAAAAUAAAAGUCAUACAAUAGCUCUGA
This is a messenger RNA of Mesocricetus auratus (golden hamster), 1725 nucleotides long. RefSeq names its product heparanase (gene Hpse). The record is from RefSeq and is a predicted model, not a curated record. Gene Ontology annotation, molecular function: hydrolase activity, acting on glycosyl bonds. Gene Ontology annotation, cellular component: membrane; extracellular matrix. Bases 92 to 1699 code for a protein of 535 amino acids. The transcript is spliced from 12 exons. NCBI's taxonomy places the organism in Eukaryota, Metazoa, Chordata, Mammalia, Rodentia, Cricetidae.